AUGGCUCAGACUGAUGAGUCUGACGUCCGUGAUUUCAAAAGCCCAUCCAGCACCAGUGCUAGUGACGGACUGGAGGGGUUCAAGGCUCAUGCUGUGUUCCAGGAAAUCAACAAGAAGCUCCAGGAGGAAGGGGAGCAGUUUGUGAAAAAGAUUGGAGGAGUGUUUGCCUUCAAAGUAAAAGACGGUCCAAACGGACAGGAGGCCACCUGGUUUGUGGACGUGAAGAACGGCAAAGGCUGCGUUCACAAUGACACAGAUAAGAAAGCAGAUUGCACCAUUUCCAUGUCAGACACAGACUUGUUGGCCUUGAUGACGGGGAAGAUGAACCCACAGACUGCCUUUUUCCAGGGCAAGCUGAAGAUCACGGGGAACAUGGGACUGGCCAUGAAGCUCCAGAGCCUGCAGCUGCAGCCGGGCAAAGCCAAGCUGUAGACGGGAGCUCGCCGUAACUGCACCUCUGAACACUGAAUAGAGUCACCCACCAAGAAUUUAACAGCAGGUCUGGUUUCAGAUUUGAAAGGUUUUCAUCGCAGGGCUGAACCACUGUAGCGACCUCACUGAGCGAGCGGGGGAUUAGUCAGCGGCCCUGCCAAUCUAACAGGAGAAUAAGAUAGAUGGACAGAUAAUUAGUUAACAAAGCCCCUCUCAUGAUAAUACUGUCAGUACACUAAAGUAGAGACAGGUGCUCCCGACUCAUACUCUAACCAUGUCCACUUUUCAGUCAUUUCUGUUGAUAAAGAAACCCUUUCUUUGAGUGUAUUGUGUUUGGAAGUAUAUUAAGUAGAUCAUAAUUUUCCGAAAUCAUGGACAGUCUAAGUGCCUCCUCGUCUCAGACUUACAGCUCGCUCUAAAGGUUUUUAGGCAGCAACAUAGAAAUGUUUUUUCACUGUGGCUGCUUUCAACAAGAGGGUUGUAAUUUUCUGCUGUACUCAUCAUUGUAUGAUUCCCUAAAAGAUUUCUACUAAAUAAAUCUGCCUUUGCUGCAGCAUCCUU
Molecule: messenger RNA, 993 nt
Organism: Plectropomus leopardus (leopard coralgrouper)
Lineage: Eukaryota; Metazoa; Chordata; Actinopteri; Perciformes; Serranidae
Source: RefSeq, a predicted model, not a curated record